This is a messenger RNA of Lolium perenne, 426 nucleotides long. Lineage: Eukaryota; Viridiplantae; Streptophyta; Magnoliopsida; Poales; Poaceae. The record is from RefSeq and is a predicted model, not a curated record.
AUGCGCCGCGCGCGCGGCGCCCCUACUGUGGCCGGCGCGCCUCUCUCGGCCGGCGGCGCGCCUCUCUCGGCGGUGGCGCGCGCGGGGGCCCGCGCCUCUCUCUCUGGCGGCGGCGCGCCGGGGUACGUGCGCGGCGGCGGCUGCGGCGACACUGGCGCGGCGCGAGCGGGCGGCGGCGGGCGGUUUGGAUCCUUACGGGGGCUACGGCGAGCUGGUGGCGGCGGUCGAUGGCGCGCGGUGGCGGCGGUCGAUGGUGCGCGGCGGGUGGCGGCGGUCGAUGGCGCGCGGCGGCGUCUGCGUCGAGGAGGCGUCGGCGGCGUCGUCGAGGCGCGCGGCAGAGAUCGUCUCGAUACACGAACGGGCGGAGGAAGAAGGGAACCGGCGCGGCCGUUCGGCCGCGCGAUAUUUAUAGCGGAUGACCUUUAG